GGAAGUGCACGAGCAGAUACCUGGCCCGGUGAACGAGCAACGUCACCACCGCCCGCAUCCACUGAGAUGGAAAGAAUGAGGAAGACGAGUUCCCUUACCGGGUAGAAAGGAUAGAGGUCAUUACCAAGAAAACAGGCUUUCUGUUGAGUUAACUGUAACUGGUUACGCGUAUUAAAGUGAAAUAAAGUUCGAUAAAACAAGUUGUGGAAACUGGAGUGAUGGCGCGCGGUUGUACGGGGGGCUGGUGUGCUCGGUUUGUGGAGCGACACCAGUCAGCGCUGAAUUUUGCGCUGUUGGUUACCGGAUACAUCCUAUAUCUCAUAAUCGGCGCCGGCAUCUUCUCCGCCAUCGAGCUGCCUUACGAGCACCAGCUUCGCCAGGAGCUGAAAGCAGCCCGGCGGGACUUCCUGAACAACAACACCUGUGUGUCCGACGCGCACCUGGAGGAGCUGCUGAUCCGCGCGCUGGAGGCCAGUAACUAUGGAGUAUCCUUGCUCGGUAACGACACAAGCAACAACUGGGACUUUGUGUCCUCCCUGUUCUUCACCAGCACUGUGCUGACCACCACAGGUUAUGGCCACACUGCUCCUCUCUCAGAUGAAGGGAAGGCUUUCUGUAUCUUCUACUCCCUCUUUGGCAUCCCUGUUACCCUCUUCUUCCUCUCUGUCGUGGUGCAGAAGAUUGUGGCCCUGGUGACCCGACGUCCAGUGUCCUACUUCCACCACCGCUGGGCCAUGUCUAGGUCAAAGCUAGCCACCAUCCAUGCCACUUGCCUUGCCAUCAUCAUGACCCUGUUCCUCCUCAUCAUCCCUGCUUGGAUCUUUGUCAGUCUGGAGAAGGACUGGAACUAUCUUGAGUCUCUGUAUUUCUGUUUCAUCUCUCUGACAACCAUUGGCCUUGGCGAUUAUGUCCCAGGAGAGACCCACAGUAAAGAGGCCAUCCCACAUCCACAGCUCUACAGACUGGCUAUUACAGUCUACUUGCUGCUGGGCUUGGUGUGUGUACUGGUGGUCAUGGAGACGUUCUGCGAGCUUCCCCAGAUGAGACGCCUUAGACAGAGGUUCUGCCAAGAAAACGUGCGGGAGCUGGACUCUGAGACCACCAAAAUCAUCGAACGGGAUCAAUUGAGCGACCAGCUGACUGACCCCACGGAUCACGUGACAGAUCACCUACCGGUCAUCCCAUCUGUGUCAGAACAGGCUGCCUCCCUGCGGCAGGACAAGUUGCCACCUUACAGUCCAGCAUCAGGACUUUCUGUUAAUGGAAAACCGAGGUGACAGAUUGGGCUGUCAGGGAGUAUAUCUGAUUUACAUUGUUCAAAAGGGACUGGUCUAUGCACUUUUGCUCUAUAUGUGGCUGCUCAGGACAUACUUGCUUGGACCUCUAACAAAACAUAAGUGUAUAAGCAGUCUAAGUCACUUAAUCAUCUAAAAAGUGAUUUCUUUCUGCCAUUGCCAACACCAACAGACAUUUGGUGCACUAAAAGCAGGAACCACCCACAGAUUAUCAGAAUGGCAUUGUUUUCUUGUUCUCCCCUGUUGCUCCAUUCCCGGCAGAUAAGAGCUGGAUCUGUGACACAGAGGAAGGGCUGGGCCCACAAACGGAUGGGAACUCCACAAGUUUCCACUUCCCGCCAAAAGUCUGGAUGCAGUAAUUCCAAAGCGGCACAGUCUGCUCUAGAGGAUUUCACACUCGCUUUUAGCACAUUAUAUAAUCUAUGGCAGUAUUUGCAUAGGAAAUGUGCCUUCUUGGAAGCACUAAAACACUACCAAGAGAAUCAGAGGUACCAUCAGUUGGCCUAUUGUACGGUACAAUGUUUCCAAGAAGAUGAUCAAGAUAUAAAGAAAUAAACAUGUUUUUCUUCCUGGUUGCUUGUAGGUGAUGAUCGCUAUGCAGCUCCGGAUGACAACAUGCUGAAAUAUUUAAUUGUUAUAACUGUAAUGCAAUGUGCCUUUUAGUCACUAGAGGGCAGCACUUUCAUUCUUUUUACACAUUUACAUGAGGUUGCCAAGAGUUUAAGUCUCAUGCUUAUGGGAGUAUUUCUUAAAAAUGUAAUUGAGUGGCAAGAAUAUGUCAUUGUACAACUAAGGGUGAGGGAACAUAUUGUAGAAAAUACUAGUUUUGAAAAAUAAAUUGUAGUUUUUUAAUUAUA
Thunnus maccoyii (southern bluefin tuna) is the source of this 2152-nucleotide messenger RNA. Its product is annotated as potassium channel subfamily K member 1-like. Bases 219 to 1277 code for a protein of 352 amino acids. Gene Ontology annotation, cellular component: membrane. NCBI's taxonomy places the organism in Eukaryota, Metazoa, Chordata, Actinopteri, Scombriformes, Scombridae. The record is from RefSeq and is a predicted model, not a curated record. The transcript has 3 exons. Gene Ontology annotation, biological process: stabilization of membrane potential; potassium ion transmembrane transport. Gene Ontology annotation, molecular function: potassium ion leak channel activity.